Messenger RNA from Trichoderma atroviride IMI 206040, 942 nucleotides. RefSeq lists its product as uncharacterized. The record is from RefSeq and is a predicted model, not a curated record. Gene Ontology annotation, cellular component: spliceosomal complex. Gene Ontology annotation, biological process: mRNA splicing, via spliceosome. NCBI's taxonomy places the organism in Eukaryota, Fungi, Ascomycota, Sordariomycetes, Hypocreales, Hypocreaceae.
CGCAUAGCCAUUAAAUUUGGCGGAGGCAGCAACUCCUCAUCGGCAGCGAAGCCGUCCCGAUCGAAGCCGCCGUCGAGUCUAGGGAAGCGACCGCACUCUCACGCCCUGGGGGGCGAUUCCGACUCGGAUUCCGAAGACGAUCGCCGCCGAGGACGACAUGAAGCAAUCACAGGGUUUGGCGCAGAUGGCGCAGAGACAAAGCGAAAGCGGCAAAAGGAGGAGAAGAAGGUGUACGUUAUCGAGCGACAAUCGAAUCGAAGCUGGAAGGAUGAAGUGAGGAGCCACAGACAGUCGAAGAAUCUACUCCCAGCCGAAGCCAGAGCCCAACAGAAUGCUGUCACCGCCGAGACCGAGCCGGCCAGUCAAGAUACAUCUCUUAAAUGGGGAUUGACAAUCAAAGAGAAGAAGCCUGCAUCGGAGGAUCAAGCUCCCGCAGAGUCGAACGCACAGGCCAGCGACGACGAAAUGCGAGAAGCAAGCAGCGGCGAAGGCGAAGGCGAUGCUGCACCAGCGGAACGAACGGCCGAUGACGAGGCUAUGGAUGCUCUCCUUGGAAAAACAACUGAAGACAAAAAGAUCAUUACCGCAGGGCAACCAACGGAAGACGAUGCCUACCGCCGCGAUGUCGAAUCCUCCGGCGCAGUAUCCAGCCUCCAAGAUUACGAAGACAUGCCUGUUGAAGAGUUUGGCGCCGCACUGCUCCGCGGCAUGGGUUGGAACGGCGAGAAUCGUGGUCCCAAAGUCAAACAAGUCAAGAGACGACAGAAUCGCCUCGGCCUUGGUGCCAAGGAGCUCAAAGAAGAGGAGGAACUCGGCGGAUGGAACCAGAUCGGCAAGAAGAAGUCCAGGCCGCGACUAGAUGAUUACAGGAGGGAAGAGAGCAAACGCAAGGAGAGUCGACGACAUGAGGACAGCUACAAACGAGAAAGGGAGCGCGAACGU